Messenger RNA from Pogonomyrmex barbatus (red harvester ant), 1937 nucleotides. RefSeq names its product Derlin 2 (gene Der-2). Lineage: Eukaryota; Metazoa; Arthropoda; Insecta; Hymenoptera; Formicidae. The record is from RefSeq and is a predicted model, not a curated record.
AUGCCAAUGGCCUACGAAGCGUUAUGGCACGAAUACAUGCAGAUGCCCGUGGUGACACGGGCCUACACCACAGCUUGUGUCAUCACGACCCUCGCCGUGCAAUUAGACUUGGUAUCUCCAUUCCAACUCUAUUUCAAUCCUAUCCUUAUUGUGGAGCAGUAUCAGAUAUGGCGAUUAAUAACAACAUUUCUGUUCUUCGGAAAUGUUGGGUUCAACCUAUUAUUCAAUAUGAUCUUUACAUAUCGAUAUUGCCGUAUGCUGGAAGAAGGGUCCUUUCGCAGAAGAACAGCUGAUUUCGUGAUGAUGUUCAUUUUUGGUGGAAUAUGCAUGAUUACUUUUGCAUUUUUCGUCAAUUUGCUAUUCUUGGGACAUGCAUUCACGAUAAUGUUGGUGUAUGUAUGGUCACGACGAAAUCCUUUUGUCAGAAUGAACUUCUUCGGACUGUUGAACUUCCAAGCUCCAUAUCUACCGUGGGUGCUGUUAGGCUUUUCUGUAUUGCUUGGUAAUACGAUAUGGGUCGAUCUUGUAGGAAUGGCAGUAGGACAUACUUAUUAUUUCGCGGAGGAUGUAUUCCCUCGAUUAAGAGGCGGUUUCCGAAUUUUGAAAACUCCGCAAAUACUUAAGACUUUGUUUGACGCACAUCCCGAGGAUCCAGAUUAUAUGCCACCGCCGGAAGACCGGCCAGGCGGUUUCAAUUGGGGACAGGAAGCCAAUGUGCAAUGAUCGAAAAAAAUUCAGCAUUCUCUUUCUAGUGCUGGUUUUUAUGUCAAAUUGCUCGAGGACAUUGCAAAAGCGUCAUUGUUCCUUUGGAAUUACCAACAAUUUAGUGCCCGAAUUUGUACGCGAUGUAUAUAAUGAGAUACACGUAAAGAAUAAUACAGGGUGUAUAAGAUCGGGCGAUUUCAUUUUAUUAAAGAUCUUCCAAAAAAGUCUAAAGUUGAUAAUUUUUUACCAAAAAUUCGAUAGGAGUUAAUUAAAGAUUUCAUCACAAAAUUGCGAUUAGUAUACGGCAGUCUUUAAUAAUCGAAUUAAGAAAAAGUUUAUUUCAAAUUGCUUAAAAGAAAUUACACGCGAGAGAAAGCGCGCGUAUUUAUACACUCUGCAUAUAAACGAAAAUACUAGAGAUACGCACUUAAGCCUAUCAUUGAUUUUCUUAAAUUCCACAUUCUUAAAUGCACAUUUCUACAUAUUUCUCGAUAUUCAUUUUUACAUAUGGAAUCCAGUUUCCAGUUGAUGAUAUUAAUUCUUUCAAAACCAAGCGUUAUGCUUUUAGCACUCUAUUGCAGAAAUACAAUGGAUUAAAUUUAUUCAAGGUACAUACAAGGCGUUGCAAAUGUGUUUCAAUCGUAAAUUCUUCAAAUCUAAAGUGAGUUAAAUUGUUAAAAAAAAAAAAUCAGUAUCAAUAAUUUUAAUUAUUAGAUAAUGAAUCCAAACUGUUUAUAUACGACCCUAAAGAAUAGUGUAUAAUAGUUUAUUUCAUCCCAAACAUAUUGUAGCGAUUUUAGUGAUAACAAGUAUUAAAAUUUCCAUAGAUUUAUAUUGAAUUCAGAAUUCUCCAAUUCGAUAGACAUAGCAUAUGCAUGCGAGUGCGACUAAAAUUGGCAUUCCGAGGGUUAAGACCCGUUUAUCACGAAUGUGAACUUCCAAUCCUGCAUUGGAAGUUGUAUAAUUUUUCACUCGCGAGCUAAUUAGAUUUACUAUUAUUGAAAGCGUCACUUUUGUAAGAUAUCUGCGAUCGGUGGUAAUUUUGUGAUACACUUAACCGUGCUCAUAGUUCUUGCAAGUAUCGAUGGGAGAAAGAAAAAAAUGCCAUUGUGCAAGGAAGACUAUUUUAAAGUGUACUAAAGCAUUUAUUUAUAUUUAUUAUCGUAGCAAAGUGUAAUCUAGGCAACAUCUACAAAGUACAAAUCGUUAAAUAUAAACUAAAGAAUUAAUAU